This is a messenger RNA of Orcinus orca (killer whale), 513 nucleotides long. RefSeq names its product antibacterial peptide PMAP-37-like. Gene Ontology annotation, molecular function: lipopolysaccharide binding. Gene Ontology annotation, cellular component: extracellular region. The record is from RefSeq and is a predicted model, not a curated record. Lineage: Eukaryota; Metazoa; Chordata; Mammalia; Artiodactyla; Delphinidae. Gene Ontology annotation, biological process: defense response to Gram-positive bacterium; innate immune response; antimicrobial humoral immune response mediated by antimicrobial peptide.
AUGGAGACCCAGAGGGCCAGCCUCGCCCUGGGGCGGUGGUCACUGUGGCUACUGCUGCUGGGACUAGUGGUGCCCUCGGCCAGCGCCCAGACCCUCAGCUACAAGGAGGCUGUGAUUCGUGCUUUGGAUCAGCUCAACGAGCGGUCCUCAGAAGCUAAUCUCUACCGCCUCCUGGAGCUGGACCUGCCUCCCAAGACCGAUGAGGACCCAGACUCCCUGAAGCCUGUGAGCUUCACAGUGAAGGAGACCGUGUGCCCCAGGACGACCCAGCAGCCCCCGGAGCAGUGUGACUUCAAGGAGAAUGGGCUGGUGAAACAGUGUGUGGGGACAGUCACCCUGGACCAGUCCAAGGACCAAUUUGUCAUAAACUCUAAUGAGAUUCGGAGUGUGGGGCUAUUUCGAUGGCUGGGUGACUUCCUCCAGAGAGGGGAGAAGAUAGGCAAAAAGACUGAGAGAUUUGGUCAGAGAAUCAAAGAUAUCUUUGGGAUAUUUCAGCCCAGUGAAUACUGCUAA